This is a messenger RNA of Syzygium oleosum, 3262 nucleotides long. Its product is annotated as scarecrow-like protein 34. Gene Ontology annotation, cellular component: nucleus. Gene Ontology annotation, molecular function: sequence-specific DNA binding; DNA-binding transcription factor activity. Gene Ontology annotation, biological process: regulation of DNA-templated transcription. The transcript is spliced from 3 exons. The record is from RefSeq and is a predicted model, not a curated record. Bases 327 to 2696 code for a protein of 789 amino acids. NCBI's taxonomy places the organism in Eukaryota, Viridiplantae, Streptophyta, Magnoliopsida, Myrtales, Myrtaceae.
CAAUCAUUGGGUUGCGGUGGCUUGGUGCUGCAGGACCCGGUCGAAGGUUCAAGACUUGUUGACUAUCAAAUAUCUCCACACAAAAAAAAAAAGAAAAAGAAAACAUUUCUUCUUGAGCACGGUCCUCUCUCUCUCUCUCUAUACAUACACAACAGAAAUGCUCACGAUCGCUCGUGCUUGUUGCUCGCGAGCUCGAUUCAGCGGAUACCCUCCUGCGAGGUCCCAUAUUUCUCGCUAAGGUUUCUAACGGGUAGAGACUUGGUACCUCUGUGUCAGACACCAGGCUGAGUUGAGGUGGUGAGCUUCUGGAAGAUUUUGAGACAGUGAUGACCAUGGAGUCCAACUUCACUGGAUUUACUUAUGCUGCGGAUGAUGUUGAGACCAAUUACCCCACUUACCUAGCCAAUUCAGAUCAUUCCCCGAAUCUCUCGGAUGGAUUCAACGUAAAUGAACUUUACGUUGAUUUCAACUCCGCAGAAAUUACCUCUCUCCUUCGCCAAACGGAACCGGCUUAUCUUGACCCAUCUGUUGCAGUUAACCUUGAUGGAGACCUUGAUUUUCCGUCCACAGAUGUGAGUUCCAAGGAUGGCUCGCUGCACCAUUCUACCAUCUCCGACGAAAGCCCAAAUCAAGGGGGGGAACCUUUCUCCCCCUCUGAUUACAGCAACUCGCCCGAUCCUGUUCUCCGGUACAUACAUCAGAUGCUCAUGGAGGAGAAUGUGGAGGAGCAACCCUGGAUAAUUUCCGAUGAUUUGGCUCUACAAGAUACAGAGAAAUCCUUGUAUGACGUGCUCGGUGAGAAGUACACUUUUUCUCCUGAACAGGCUGGACAAUUCGACAUCAAUCAGUUCAUUGACAGCCCAAGCCGCAACUCUCACGGAAAUAGCAGCAAUCAAGGUGGUGAUGGCACUACCGACACCAGAACCAACCGUAGCCAGUCCUCUGGUCCUAAUUCACCAGAUAAUCCUGAAGGAAAAGACCACAGUUCCCUUCAUGGCCCAAAUCCUGGUGAUGGGGUUUUGCCGUUGAAUAUGAAUACCAAUUCCCAGCUGUAUACCAAUCCAAUGAACAGCUUGCCGCAUCAAGAUGAGUUCGGUGAUUCCUUUCCAAAUGAUCUCCUGGUUAGCAAUACGUUCAGCAACAGUGAUUCUAUCCGGCAGUUUAAUAAAGGUUUGGAGGAGGCCAGGAAAUUCCUUCCCAGUAGCUUCCAAUUGACGAUCAAUCAGGAGGAUUAUAAGUUGGCUCCAAAUGCCAGAGAUCCUGAAGAGAAUGGCACUGAUGAUGAGAAGAGUUUGAAGAGUCGCUCAGAGAGUGGGCCAAAGGGGAGAAAGAAUCAUGAGAGAGAUGAUGAGAGUUUUGAGGAAGGGCGAGCCAACAAGCAAUCGGCAUCAUAUACGGAAGACUGUGAGCUUUCAGAAAUGCUUGAUAAGGUGUUGCUCGGCUGCAGUUAUCAAAUGGCGGGGUGCACACCCAAGAACAUGAGCCAAUCCAAGGGCCCACCUGAUCCAAAUGGUAGCAGGGGUCGCCGUAAGAAGAAGGGAAAUAAGAGCACAGCAGACUUAAGGAGUCUUCUGAUUCUCUGUGCACAAGCUGUCUCCACUAAUGACUUCAGGACCGCUUAUGAACUGCUAAAGCAAAUUAGACAAGAUUCUUCUGCCUCUGGUGAUGGCUCUCAAAGAUUGGCGCAUUACUUUGCCAAUGGGCUGGAAGCACGCCUUGCAGGCAGUGCCGGUGAUAGGCAAACCUUUUUCUAUUCUGCCGAAAUGCAGAAGAGGACAGUGGCUGAUAAGUUGAAGGCGUACCAACUUCAUCUUACGGCUUGUCCAUUUAAGAAAUUCCCCAUCCUCUUCGCAAACUUCAGGCUUAAAAAGGUCGCAGCUACAGCAAAGGUGCUUCAUAUUAUAGACUUUGGAAUCGGUUUUGGUUUUCAAUGGCCAAUCCUUAUCCAGGAGCUCUCAAAGAGAGAUGGUGGACCUCCUGAGCUGCGAAUAACUGGAAUUGAGAUUCCACAAUCUGGAUUUCGUCCUGCCGAGAGAAUCGAGGACACAGGUCGUCGUCUGGCUAAGUAUUGCGAGCGCUUUAAGGUUCCCUUCGAAUUCCAUGCGGUACCAUCAAGGAACUGGGAACGUAUCAGAGUUGAGGAUCUUAAGAUCCGAAGUGGCGAGAUGGUUGCGGUGAAUUGUCUCGCUCGAUUUAAGAAUCUUUAUGAUGAGACGGUCGAGGUGGAUUGUCCACGAGAUGCUGUCUUAAGGCUAAUCAGGAGUAUAAAACCGGAUGUCUUUGUUCAUUGCAUAAGUAACGGAUCCUACAACGCGCCCUUUUUCUUGACUAGAUUCCGUGAGGCUCUUUUUCAUCUGUCUGCAAUGUAUGAUAUGUUUGAUGCUACCAUAGCCAGUGAGAAUGACCAGAGGUUGGUUUUGGAGAGAGAGUUCUAUGGACGGGAAAUUAUGAACGUCGUGGCAUGUGAAGGCUUAGAGAGGGUUGAGAGGCCUGAGACAUAUAAGCAGUGGCAAGUUCGCCUUGCUAGGGCUGGUUUCACACAGCUUCCUCUGGAUCAGGAGCUCAUGGAGAUGGGUAGAACUAAGUUGAGCACAUACUACCACAAGGAUUUCGUGCUUGCUGAAGAAAGCAACUGGAUGCUGCUUGGUUGGAGGGGCCGGAUAAUUUCUGCUUGCACUUGUUGGGUGCCCAUAUAGAUUUCUCCCAAAUCAUGUUUUCUAACAUGACAACUGGCAAUUAGUGAGAUUCUUGCUGAACUACCAGGCCAGGGGCACAUGUGAGAGAGGGGCUGAGAUCACUUGAAGGAGCAAACACACUAACGUGAAAUGUGUAGAGGGUUGAUUAUGAUGGCUGCAACAAAAGACGAAUAUCACAGAAGAUGAAUCUUAAGCAAUUUCUAUUUUGGGUGGAACUAUGAAAGGUAAAACUGUGUUAUUAGAAGGAUCUCAAUCGAGGGAUUGGGAGCAUUUGUGCGAGACUUUAUUACUGGUAGUAGUGGUCAAAAGGGUUUGGUUAUCUAUGUAGUGCAGUGCCAACUUUUUAAGUUUCUCUUGUUUGUAGAAGUUUGUAAGAUUUGGGCAGGAUGAGUGACUUGUAUCUGCUGUUCCAUUACAAUAUCUGGGAUUUGCUUAUGAUUUCAGUGGAAGAAUUAUGAUGGCAAUAACAUCGCCAGAUAUGUGGAAUUAGACUCUUAGCCUUACCAUUGGAUGGGAUUGAUAUUAAUUGACACAUUACUGUUUUCGCUAGUUUUAUUUUUCUACAA